Pneumocystis jirovecii RU7 is the source of this 705-nucleotide messenger RNA. Its product is annotated as dephospho-CoA kinase. NCBI's taxonomy places the organism in Eukaryota, Fungi, Ascomycota, Pneumocystomycetes, Pneumocystales, Pneumocystaceae. The record is from RefSeq and is a predicted model, not a curated record. Gene Ontology annotation, molecular function: ATP binding; dephospho-CoA kinase activity. Gene Ontology annotation, biological process: coenzyme A biosynthetic process. Bases 1 to 705 code for a protein of 234 amino acids. The transcript is spliced from 2 exons.
AUGUUGGUGCUAGGAAUCACUGGAUCAAUUGGAACAGGAAAAUCUACAGUUUCUAUGAUUUUGAGGUCAAAAUCACCAUGGACGUUGAUAGACGCAGAUGUGUUGGCUAAAGAACUGAUGUUACCAGGAAACAAAUGUUAUAAGAAAGUUAUUAAAAUUUUUGGAGAAUCAAUUGUUAAAGAAGAUGGACAAAUUGAUACCAAUAUCCUGGGACAAGCAGUUUUUUCUAAUCCUUGUGAAAGAAAAAUAUUGAAUAAGAUUGUACACCCAGAAGUUUUAAAAACAGUGCUUUUUCAAAUUUUUAAAGCAUGGAUAAGAGGGGAUGAAGUAGUGAUAGUUGAUGUGCCUUUAUUAUUUGAGAGUGGAUUUGACUAUCUUUGUGGAAAAAUCAUUUGUGUUGCGUGUAAAGAAAAUACACAAACAGAAAGGUUAAAGACUCGCAACGGAUAUACAAAAGAAGAGUCAGAAAAAAGGAUCCGAAGCCAAAUGCCUCUAAGCAGCAAAAUUCAACUAGCAGAUAUAGUAAUAUGGAAUGAUGGAAGUAAAAAGGAUUUAGAAGUUAAAGUCGCAGCCCUGAUAAAAAAUAUACAGCCCACUAAAACAAGAUAUCUGCUUGAACGAAUACUUCCUAUAUUUGCGAUGAUAUCUUUUAUUUAUACAGCAUUAAAACGCUGGUUAUUCAAGAAAAAAAAAAACUUUAUAUAA